AUGUCGGCGAUGCAAGCGGCCAACAAGCUCCGAACGGCCUUCACCAAGGGCGCCGGCCCCAGUUUCGGGUUGUGGCAGAUGAUUCCCGGCGCCAACGUCUCGCGGGUGCUUGCCCGGAGCCCCGGCGUGGAUUGGAUCUUGGUCGAUUGCGAGCAUGGGAACAUUGACGAUGGCGCCAUGCACGAUGCCGUCCCUGCCAUUGCGGCGGCUGGUGUGUCUCCUAUUGUGAGGUUGCCGGAUAUGCAGAGCUGGAUGGUGAAGCGUGCUUUGGAUUGCGGUGCUCACGGGAAUGAAGCUUGGCUGACGUUUGAAAAGAUUCUCGUUCCGCUGCUCCGAACCGCCCAGGAGGCAAAGGACCUGGUGCAGUCGGCCAAGUUCCCCCCGUGGGGACGACGUGGGUUCGGGUCGCCUCUCGCCAUGGAGCGCUUCAGCCCGGCGCCCAGCAUGACGGAGUACCUGCAGCAGGCCAACGACAGCCUGUUGACGAUUGUGCAGAUCGAGACCAAGGAGGCUCUCGAGUCCAUUGACGAGAUCGCGGCGGUGGAGGGCAUUGACGCGCUCUUCAUUGGGCCUUUUGAUCUUGGAAACAACAUUGGCCAUCCGGUCAUUAACGGCGUCAUCGAAAAGGAGUUGAGCGAUGCUAUUGAGCGCAUCCUGGAGGCGACGCACAAGGCGGGUAAAAAGGCCGGCAUCUUCUGCACGAGCGGCGAACAGUCCAAGUUCUUCGCGGAUAAGGGGAGAUACCUAGAGAUUCUCGGGAAGAGAAGGGUAUCGAAUAUGGUAGAGGACAUAAGCUCAUCCCGCCAGCCCAUCAUGGCAGAAAAGUGCGUCCAUCAGGGCUGCGGCAAGCUCUACUCUGAUGCCGAGGAGCCUUGUGUCUACCACCCCGGUCCUCCCGUCUUCCAUGAAGGCCAGAAAGGCUGGAAGUGCUGCAAACCCCGUGUCCUCACCUUUGAGGAGUUUAUGGCCAUCCCCCCCUGCACAACCGGCAAGCACUCCACAACCGACCUCCCCCCAAAGAUCGAGCAAAAGCCCCAAGCGGACCCCGCGGACGCGCCCUCUCUCCUCGAUAAGCUCGCAUCGGCAGCGGAACCGGCACGCAAGCCCCUCUCCCAAGCCACAGCCGCUCCCUCCCCUCCGCCUCCACCCCCGGAGUCCGAGUCCGACGACGCUUCCCUCGAGAUUCCCGACGGGACCACCUGCCGUCGUAAAGCCUGUUCGGCCACCUACCGCAAGGCCUCAUCGCGCGAUGGUGAAUCCUGCGUCCACCACCCCGGUGUCCCCAUCUUCCACGAGGGCUCCAAGGGCUACAGCUGCUGCAAGCGCCGUGUUCUCGAGUUUGACCAGUUUAUGAAGAUCGAAGGUUGCAAGACCAAGGGCCGUCACCUUUUCAUCGGAAGCGGCAAGAAGAAGAACGCUGCGGCAGUUGGCGGCGAGGAGAAGCUCGACACAGUCCGCACCGACUUCUACCAGACCCCUUCUACUGUAAUCGCCUCCUUCUUCCUCAAGAAGAUCGUCAAGGAUUCGGCCAAGAUCGAGUUCAAGUCGCAAUCCAUCGCACUUGACCUGCCCACCUCAGACUCGCCGCCCAAGCGCUACACCACCGAGGUACCUCUGUUUGCGCCAAUCGAUACGGCAAAGUCCACCUUCAAGGUGCUUGGCACGAAACUUGAGGUGAACCUUGCCAAGGCCGGCGGUGAGUCGUGGCCUGUCCUGCGCAGUGAUGACCGUCUUACUGGUGAGAUAUUACAAAUCGGCAAGGCGGGGCGCUUGCAAUAG
Colletotrichum acutatum is the source of this 1779-nucleotide messenger RNA. Its product is annotated as Pyruvate/Phosphoenolpyruvate kinase-like domain-containing protein. The coding region runs from base 1 to 1779 and encodes 592 amino acids. The transcript is spliced from 8 exons. The record is from RefSeq and is a predicted model, not a curated record. Lineage: Eukaryota; Fungi; Ascomycota; Sordariomycetes; Glomerellales; Glomerellaceae. Gene Ontology annotation, molecular function: catalytic activity.